Hyposmocoma kahamanoa is the source of this 1172-nucleotide messenger RNA. Its product is annotated as UDP-xylose and UDP-N-acetylglucosamine transporter-like. Gene Ontology annotation, biological process: transmembrane transport. Lineage: Eukaryota; Metazoa; Arthropoda; Insecta; Lepidoptera; Cosmopterigidae. The transcript is spliced from 4 exons. Gene Ontology annotation, cellular component: endoplasmic reticulum membrane; Golgi membrane. Gene Ontology annotation, molecular function: UDP-N-acetylglucosamine transmembrane transporter activity. The record is from RefSeq and is a predicted model, not a curated record. Bases 1 to 921 code for a protein of 306 amino acids.
AUGUAUUUUAACACAACACUAAGUCAAGUUUUAAUAAGAUGCUGUGCAAGUGCUUUUCUUAUGGAAAUUUUGAUGGCAAGAUCUCCAAACAGUGCCAAUUUAAUAACAUUCCUACAGUUCUUCUUUAUCGCGCUGCACGGAUUUAUAUUUACUGCAAAACUUGGCAAGGUGAAAUCAAAGAUUCCGUUGCGCCAGUACACAUUGUUAGUAGCGUUAUUCUUCAUAACCAGCACAGCCAAUAACUAUGUUUAUGUCUUGCACGUACCAUCUACACUGCAUAUGAUUAUCCGGUCUGCCUCCUCGCCAGCCAGUAUGAUAGUAUCUUGGUACACCAAGAAGCAACGGCCGAAAUUAACAAAAUGCAUCGGUUCCAUUCUUAUAACCAUUGGAGUAUCUCUUGCCAUGUACGGGGGAGCCACAAUAGCUGAACAGAAUAAGGGAGAGUUCUAUUACUGGUGCAUUGGAGUUGUUAUAUUAUUGUCUACAUUGUUCCUCGGAGCAUUGACUGGCUUACAGCAAGAGAUUUUAUUUAGAAAGUACGGGAAGCAUCCAGAUGAGAUGCUGUUCUAUUCUAACGCUCUGCCACUGCCACUAUUUAUAGGCAUAUAUCCUCAGCUCAGAGACAUCGCAUCAAGUCUUCCUAUAGAUAUUUGGAUCUUCACAGCGCUAAGCAUCAUAUGCCAGUUUUACUGCACCCAUUCUGUCCACGAGUUUGCAACUAAAGAGUCUUCUGUAACAGUUACUUUUAUCUUAACUUUAAGAAGAUUUAUAUCAUUGUUAAUAUCGUCAAUUGUUUUCAAAAACAGUUUAACUGUUUUACACGUUUUAGGUACUGUUUUUGUAGCUUUGGGAACUUUUAUUUAUUUUGACUUUUUCGAGAGUAGACGACAGGCGCCUGUGAGUAUGAAAAAAGACAAGUGAUUUUUAUAACAAUUGUUAGGGCGCGUUCCCAUUAUGUCGCGACGACAAAUAGUCGACCAUUUUAGUGUCGUGGCUUGUUAACACACGAUUAACUGUCAUUCACGACUUUUUUGACGUUAAGACGACAGAAGGGAUAAUGGGAAGAGCUAGAACGACAGUCGUCAGACGAUAAAUAAAUCGUCACGACAAAAAUGCGACGACAGAUAAUCGUGGCUUUUAGAUUGUCGUCGCAAUCUAGUGGGGGCAGCUAG